Messenger RNA from Acaulospora morrowiae, 801 nucleotides. The record is from the annotation of a GenBank genome assembly. Lineage: Eukaryota; Fungi; Glomeromycota; Glomeromycetes; Diversisporales; Acaulosporaceae.
AUGUCUGAUACUAAAAUUGAAAUAACAAAGCUUCCUUUGUCCGAAAAUCUAAGCUUUUAUAAGGAACACCUUGAAAGGUCAGAACACGAAUAUCAGGAGGCAACCGAAGCUUUCGAAAAAUGUAAAAUUUCACACGAAGAGCAUCAUAAAUUAACUUGGGAAUUGCAAAAACGCCAGCAUGAGAUCUCUGAAUUACAGAAGGACCUCAUUCAAGAAUUAAGGGACCGAAGAAAGAUUCAAUAUUUAUUAUCAAUCACCGGACCUUUGGAGUCGGACGAUGAAAUAUUUCGACAAAAUCCCAAAUUACUGGAUCCACGUGAAAAUGAAAUAGAGACACUAAAAUCUCAGUUUGAAGAACAGAGGCAUGAAUAUGAUGAGAUCGUAGAUAACCUCAAAUUAAAUCAUCAAGCUUGUGUAGAGGAGGAGGAAAGAAGGAAACAUCGAGAUGCCAAUAAAAUUCAAGAAUUAACAAGAAAGGUUCAGAGAAUUGAGAACGUAUUCCGGGAAAAUAUCAAAGAAAUGCUUCAGUUUAAAAAAGACAAGGUGACUGAGAGUAGACGGAUUAAUGAAGAACAGGCAGUUCUAUUUCACGAAUUGUCUGAUCUGAAGGUAAAGUUACGGGAAGAGAGCGAAAGAAAUGAUACGGUUGAAAGGAAUAUCGAAUCAAAGAUCGAGAAAGAAAUAGUUAAUUCUGAAAACGAACUUAGAUCAGUUAAGGUCGAAAAAGAGCAAUCCGAACUAGCCUCUCGACGUAAGAUAGAAAUCCUCCAAAGGAAGGUUGAAACACUCACUGCAAAGUAA